Microthlaspi erraticum is the source of this 411-nucleotide messenger RNA. NCBI's taxonomy places the organism in Eukaryota, Viridiplantae, Streptophyta, Magnoliopsida, Brassicales, Brassicaceae. The record is from the annotation of a GenBank genome assembly.
AUGAACACAUUGACAAUUUUCGUGUUGGUUAUUGCUAUGUGUGUUGGGUUAAAUGAAGCUGGUUGCGCACAUAAUCGUGUAGAAAUUCAUAACCAACUUGGUCCUGGUGAAUAUCUUGAAAUUUCAUGCGGUGGACCUACACGUACAGUAAUGCACACCCUGCAAUUCAAUGAUCCUCCACUAGUCAUCACGUUCCAUGAUGUUGGUUGGCCGCAUAUAACAAAAUGGAAAUGCCAACUUAUGCACGGGUUUAACCUGGCUACUUAUUAUGAUGUUCAAGUAUAUCGUUCAGUCAGCGCAAUCAAGAAAUGUGGCCAAUUUCGUUCGUGGAUCGCUAAACCUGAUGGAAUUUGGUUUACAAGAGAUCAUCGAAAACCAGCUGGAAAAGCACUUGACUGGAAGAAACGCUAA